Amphibalanus amphitrite is the source of this 4559-nucleotide messenger RNA. RefSeq names its product protein Fe65 homolog. The transcript has 15 exons. The coding region runs from base 131 to 3577 and encodes 1148 amino acids. Gene Ontology annotation, molecular function: amyloid-beta binding; transcription factor binding. The record is from RefSeq and is a predicted model, not a curated record. Lineage: Eukaryota; Metazoa; Arthropoda; Thecostraca; Balanomorpha; Balanidae. Gene Ontology annotation, cellular component: nucleus; cytoplasm. Gene Ontology annotation, biological process: regulation of DNA-templated transcription.
GCCGCCACCGGGGUAGCAGUGAUGCGCCCGUGACGUGACAGAGUGACGCUCGUGACGUGCAGGGUGACGAUGAUUGACCGGCGCGCGCUGUGAUUGACCUGUGAUGGAGUGAGGAACAGAGCUGCGCGUCAUGACGCAGAACACGAGUCCGCCGCGGCGGAAAAUAUCGCCGCGGAUCCGCGACCUGCAGACGCGGCUGCUGAAAGUGAUUCCUCCGCCGGGCGCGGAGGAGGACCAGCGCCGUGGCGAGCACCAGCGCUGGGCGGUGACCCAGCGCGGUCAGCAGCGGGCCGAUCAUCCUAGCUCGCUGACCGGCCGACAGCUGGUGGACUCUGACCAGUCCGAUGGUCCCCCACCGCCGCAGGGCCGGCCGCGCGCCCGCCUGGAGCGCUCCAAAAUCAUCACCAAACACUGGGAGCGGCCCGAUCUGUUCGUGCGCCACGAGGAGCCGCGCCGAUCGCGACGGACAGUGCCCGCUGACGAUGUGAGCGAUAUGGACGAGCUGGAGCGCGCGGACGGGGCGCAGCGCUGGGUGCGGAACUUUGACCAUGUGCCGGACGGGACGCCGCACGGGGCCCCGGACAUGUACUCUCGAUCGUGGGACCCGAGUCGGGACCGGCGGCACGCGACAUGGGACCCGGCGAGGGCGAGUCGCUCGCGGACUUACGACCCUGCUGCCCUGGAGCGAACGCACCAGUCGCGCGAGAGGCUAUCGUAUCGUGUAAGGUCCCGAGACCCGACUCCGGAGGGUCGCCAGCCUCCACGGGAGCCGCGGGACAGCUCCCGACACCGUCGGCACCGUGACCCGACCCCGGACAGGUCACAGAGACCCUCAGAUGACCCCCGCCGUGUGUCGGACCGGUCACGACACAGGAGUGGGGACGGGGGGAGAGACAGGGACCGGGACCGGGGCAGAGAUGUGAGUCGGGAGUGGAACAGGGACUGGAGCUGGGACAGGAGUCGGGACAGGAGCCGGCAGCGCGCGCAGAGUGGGGACAGAGUCAGAGCACACAGUGGGGACCGACUGCUGGACGAGCGGGGGUCGCGCGGCCGGCGGCGCACGCCAGCGGAACCCCCGCAGCGGCGCAGCAAGAGUGUGGUGCGGUUCGACGAGGGGACGCGGGACUCGGAGCGUCGGCACCGCAGCCGUUCGACGGAACAGGUGACCGGCGCUCCGCGGCGCGGCAGCGCGCUCCGAAAGAGCACCGGCGCCGGCCGCGGCGCGCGCGUCUCGUUCGUCGAGCUCGGCGACGGCACGGUGCUCAAUGGCGACUGGGAGAGCAGCGACGAGGCCGAGAGCACGCCCACCGUGGCGCCCGACCUGUUCGACCGCUUCUUCUUCCCAAGUGACGGCUACUUGGACGACUACUUCCGUCAGUCGGCGGCCGGGCCGCUGUCGCUGCCGGAGGGGCGCCGCGAGCGACCGAGGCCCUCCGGCCCCGCCCGACCCGGCUCGGCCGCCGCCGGCAGACCUGGCGAGCCGCCGGGCGGCCGUCGGUACCGGCGACACCGCACUCCCGACCGCAACAACAACAACCGGUACCGGGCCAAGAGCGAGGCGCGUCUGACGGCCGUGUCGGUGUCGGCGGCGGGCGGCGCGCGGCCGUCGGCGCCCCGGCAGCCGCCGCGGGGCCGGCUGCCCGACGGUCAGACCGACUAUCGGCGCAGCUGGGACGCCAUCGGACACCGGACGGCGGCGGCGCCGGCCGGCCGCCGCACCCGCGUCCAGUUCGGGGAGGUGCCUCUGACGCACGACCUGGACCAGGUCAACUGCAACCCGGCCGGCGUGCUGGACGAGCUGUACGAGGAGCUGGAGCGCUUCUCUCGCCAGCCGUCGGCACGCUCCUCCAGCCGGCGCGCCUACGCCAGCCUCGAUGUGGGCUCGAUGGGCGUAGACCUCGGCUCCGGACCUGUUAUCGCCAGUGAUUUCGACGAGAACGUAGUCAACAACAACAUGGGCCGGCGCACGGGCGGCGGUGACGGCGCCGCCGACACGCUGACCGGAGACACGGUGCCGCCCGACCUGAUCGGAAGUCUGGACGACAACCGGCGCCUCGAGACGGACACGUCGCCGAAGCAGAUGUACCACUCGGACAUCCCUCACUUCACCGGAGAGCUGACCGAUGACCUGUACGCCCUGCCGGUGAAGAAGUCGACCGUGGACGGUCCGGCCGAGCCCGCCGCCGCCGGCGACCAGCCCACCCUGCCCUCCGGCUGGGAGAGACACGAAGAUAACGACGGACCUUACUAUUGGCACAUCAAGAGCGGAACGAUUCAGCGCGAGCCACCACCCUCGCCACCCGAAGACGCCAAGCCGCAGCCCGUCAAAGACAGCGAAUCGAGCUCUGGAAUCUCGAGCGGCAGCGCCGGCUCCGGUGUGACCCGCAGCAGCACCAGCUCGGCGCUGGCUGACCUGGACCGGCGGCACGUCGAGUACGCCGACAAGAGGAAGAGUUUCCCGGCCCGCUCGGACCUGGAGGCGGCCGCCGACUCGCGCCGCGUGCGAUUCGCCGUCCGCUCGCUGGGCUGGGUGGAGAUCGCCGAGCCGGACCUGACGCCCGACCGCAGCAGCAAGGCCGUCAACAAGUGCAUCGUCGACCUCUCGCUCGGAAGGAACGACGUCGUUUCCGACUCGGUCGGCCGCUGGGGAGACGGCAAGGACCUGUUCAUGGACCUGGACGAGGGCUCUCUGAAGCUGCUGGAUCCGGAGAGUCUGACGCUGCUGAAUACCCAGCCGAUCCACACCAUCCGAGUGUGGGGCGUCGGACGCGACAACGGAAAAGAAAGGGAUUUUGCGUACGUGGCGCGCGACCGUGUCACGCGCAAGCACAUGUGUCACGUGUUCCGCUGUGACACGCCGGCCCGAGUCAUCUCCAACACACUGCGGGACAUCUGCAAGAAGAUAAUGAUCGAGCGCAGCCUGGCACAGGGCGCUGGCCGCCUCUCUGAACCGGGCCUGGGAGGACCGGCGGCGCGGCUGCCGCGACCCACCUCCCUGGCGGUGGACCAGCGGAGAGCCCUGAAGGCACCGCAGCCGCCUCUGACCCUGGGCAGCCAGAGUUUCCCGACGCCGAUGGAGGAGCCGAAGCGGACUCUGCAGGCGCUCUACAUGGGCUGCACGCCGGUGCCCAAGCCGAGCGGGAUCGACGUGCUGAACCAGGCGCUGACCAAGCUGUGCGGCCAGUCGUCGCCGGCCGAGUGGCGCUCCGUCAGCGUGUCCGUGGCGCCGUCCACCGUCACCGUCAACGACGCUGAGACGGAGGAGCAGCUGGUCGAGUGUCGCGUGCGCUUCCUCUCGUUCCUCGGUAUCGGCAAGGACGUCCAGCAGUGUGGCAUCAUCGUGCACACCUCGCAGGACGUGUUCAUCGCGCACGGCUUCAGCUGCUCCACCUCGGCCGGGCCACUCUGCAAGACCAUCGAGGCCGCCUGCAAGCUGCGCUACCAGAAGUGUCUGGACGCGCUGCCGGGCGGCGGCGCCGGCCGCGGCGCGCCCGCCCAGUCGCGCACCUUCGGCCAGACGCUCAAGUCGGUGAUCGGCUCGUUAGCCGGACGGCGCCUGCGAAGUAUGGACUCCUGAGAUACGGCCUCACCUCCGCAGUACGAGCUGGCCGCUGCUGUGGAGUGUGAGGUGAUCCCGCACAGACACCUGGUCAGCAGGAGAGCCGCCGGCGACGACCCGGUCAGCCAGCAGCUGGCGGCGCUGGUGUCGCCCGACCUGGCGCCGGCCGCCGCGCUGCCGCUGCCGGCGCACACGGUCAGCGCGGCCAGCACGCCGCUGGCCGGGCCCGGCGACUGGCCGCCGCCGCAGUACAGCUGGUGCCGACCGGCCGGGCCCGCCGCCGCCGUCACCAGUCCCGAGGCGGCGCUGCGCCGGCUCCAGCUCGGCUGAGCGAGCCGCGCACAGCGGCAGGGCGGGCGGGCCGCCGCGCCCGUGUAGGGAGACUGGAGGACGACCGUCACGUGUGUCCGACCGUGUGUGUGUGUGUGACUGUGUGGGACGCGUGCGCCGAGCCGGUGUGUGUGAGAGAUCAGCGUGACCAGUGCCAUGGACGGGAGCGGGAGCGGCCUCGGAGCGAGUCGGAUCCGUGUGACAUAUCUGUGCCGCUUUGUGGGGCCGUCGGCCCAGCAGCCGCCGCGGCCCGCCGCCCCAAGUAUACUGUACAUACCGGACCGGCCCGAUAUUUACGUGUCAGAGUGUGCGUGGAGAUGGGUGUUCCACAUUCCGCGCCCGCGCGCGCGCUGUGUCAGUGUCGCGCCAGGGGCGGGCCGGGCCGCCGGCGCCGCUGCCCGCGGCAGCUACCCCCCCCCCCUUCCCGCCCUCACCCUCGCCAGUUCCGUUUCAUCGUCAGUGCGCGCCGCUGAGCUAGCAGCUAGGCGCGCGCUGCCGAGAGCUCGGCGGGCGCCGCGCCGCCUCUCGGUGGUGCUACAUUCCGUCGGCGGACCGACGGACGGACGCCGUCGCCGUCAGGCAGACAGGCAGCUCUUUACGGCUUCUAGAGAAUGCACUAUACACUAGCUUUAAUCAUGUAACAGAGUCAAUAAAAUACCGUUAUGUUAAA